AUGGUUCUUGGACCAGAGAUGAUUGAGGAUAUUGUGAAGCAGGUUAAGUUGAUCCAAGAAAAGAUUAAAGCAGCCCAAGAUCGACAGAAGAGUUAUGUUGAUUUGAAAAGGAGGGAAGAGGAAUAUGAAGUAGGAGAGAAAGUUUUGUUGAAAAUUUCACCCAUGAAAGGGGUGAUGAGGUUUGGGAAGAAGGGAAAGCUAAGCCAAAAGUACAUAGGGAAAUAUGAAAUCAGCCAGGGAGUGGAAAAAGUGGCUCAUAAGUUGGAUUUGCCUAGUGAGCUAGAAAGGGUUCACAAUGUGUUCCAUGUAAGCAAAAUUCAAAAGUACAUUCCGGACGUGACACAUGUGUUACAACUAGAAACUAUCGAUAUGGAUGAGAAUUUUACUUAUGAGGAAAGACCAAUAAAGAUUAUUGACUCUAAGGUAAGGAGCACAAGGAACAAGGACGUGAUCAUUGUGAAAGUGUUGUGGUCAAAUAAAAAAACUGAAGAGGCUACAUGGGAAGCUAAACUAGGCUAUAUGAGGAAAUGCUACCAAGAGUUGUUUGCCUAA
Chenopodium quinoa (quinoa) is the source of this 552-nucleotide messenger RNA. RefSeq lists its product as uncharacterized. The record is from RefSeq and is a predicted model, not a curated record. The transcript has a single exon. Lineage: Eukaryota; Viridiplantae; Streptophyta; Magnoliopsida; Caryophyllales; Amaranthaceae. The coding region runs from base 1 to 552 and encodes 183 amino acids.